AUGAAAGAAGUGAUCCGGGCCCUGCCCAGGAUCAAAGAACACCACAUUCGCGAAAACUACGCUCCUCCCAGCAAUGACCAGUACCAUUCCUACGUCCAAGACAACAUGAAAAACCUCUACCGAAAGAACCAGCCGAUUUUUCUUUGGGACGGAACGCCAAUUCACACCGGCGCGAAGCCAUCUAUUGGAGCUGACCACAAGUUUAUUUAUGGCUACUUCCGGGGUCAGCAUGGAAAGAAGCGGGGUGCUCAUUUUGUCGGGCAGAAUCGACAAUACGGAACGAAAUGGACCAAUUCCAUGCAGCUUUUGCCCAGGCAUCAAUUCGACUUUGACGAGCGCACAAAUAAAAUCUACGAACCAAUAACUCUCUGGGACAUUCAACGACUAGUCGAGCUCGGUCGACUUGAUCCAACAAAAAUCAUCGACAUCACCGCUAUCAUCAAUGCUAGAGCCAUGGCUCCCGCCGACUUUUUCUGGAGCGAAGAUAUCAUGGGAUUAAGACUAGUUGCUGACGGAAAGAAUGAGUUUUGCUCAAAGUUGAAUAUUGAGUUUCAAAUGGCAGACAGAGAGGCAAUCGCCGCGGUAGAAAAGUGCGGUGGAAAAUUCACCGCUGCGUUUUACGACAGAAAAUCCAUCGAGCUCGCCGUCAACCCUGUCGAUUUUUUCCUCAAAGGAAAGCCAGUUUUGAAGCGGCAACUUCCACCGCCAUAUCUUCUCAAAUACUAUGUUUCUCCGGAGAUGAGGGGUUACUUGGCCGACAAAGAUUUGGUCAAUUUCGAUAGACAGAAACUUGCAAAGGAACUUGGUUAUGAAAGUGUAGAUAUUUCAAAUUGUGACAUAAUGAAAAUGGAGAAAAGUCCGCGGCAGAUAUGAAAGACCUUUAUACGUCACCCUAUACGCGACUCAAUCUACGCAAACAAGUCUGCUUUCUGCCUCGUGAAAAACAAGACGCGUUCGAGGACGCUGUUUGAUUAUUUCGAAGAGAACAUAGAAAUUGAGCCGGAAGCGUUGUCGAUCGAUUUGGAAAGGGAUUAUGUGGAUGCGUACUGGCAGGCAAUGUCAGCGCGCGAGCAGCUUAUCGAGAAGCACAGUAAAGAGCUUUCGAGGUUCUGCUCUGUUUCAUUGAGGAAAAAUGAAAACUGUGACUCGUAUCAUAUGACAGUUUUAAAUGGAAACUAUGAGACUAUUUAUGAUAGGAAGAAAUUUCAACCGCCGGAUAAAGAAGAUAGAGACAGUUUAAUCGAGAUUUUUGAUAAUCAUUAUAUUAUCGCGUUUAUGGCUGCGGAGAUUUUCGCUACUGUUGGAUACAGGCCAGAUUGGAAAAGAGUAGUGAAUCUCCCUUACGAUCCGUACGUCUACCGCCGCAUUCUGUAUUCUGCUGAGUUGACUUUCAUGCAAAUCAUCGAUCCCAUGACGCUAGAAGCCAUGGCUCGCCACAUUCUGCACCUGGACUGCUUCGACGAAUUCUCAAACUACGAAUCGGUUCAGUACUUGAUGGAAAUUUUUCAAAGAGUCUUUCUGUACGAAAACGAAAAGGCACGGCUGUAUGAAGGCCAAGCGAGUAUCGUCAAACUCAAGGACGUUUAUGUCGACUUGGUGCUCGAUGGAAAGGAAAAUUUUAAUUGGACGGAAGUUGAAAAACGCAAAUUCCACAAGCUGCAAAAAAUGGACUUUGAUGAUGAUGAAUUCGACGAUGACGAGUACGACUUCGAGGACGACGAAGAGGACGAGGAAGAAGAUUUUGAAGAGGAUGUUGUCGUCGCGACAAUCGAAGCAGAGCCGAAAAAAGAACCUAAACUUGUUGAAUUGUUCAACACAGAAGAUGUCUUCCGCUAUUUACAAGAAAUCUUAAAAGAGCUCGCCCAGAUAACCGACCUGCCCAAAACCGUACUGCGCCUUCUACUAAACGAUUACAAAUGGGACAAGAGCGAUUUCCUCGAAAAAUUCUACGAAAAUCCUACUCGUUUGCUCAAAGGAAUCACCUCCUCUCAAAGUAAUCAAUCGCAAAAUUCUCAGAAAUGCCAAGAUUGCCAGACAUUUGAUUGUGAUAUCUGUAUCAUGGAAUUUGAAACAGAAGAGUCAACUGGAACUUCCAAUUGUCAACACCGCUUUUGUAAAAGCUGCUUUGUGUAUUAUAUAAAAGAAAAAAUCAACAACGGAACCUCAUUACUCAGAUGCCCAGCUCACAAGUGCCUCGCAUGCAUCGAAGACUCCCAAAUACUCGAACUCCUGUCCAGUGAUCCCGCAACUUCCAAAAGAUUCAAAAGAAAUCUCGUUAAUGCAUUUGUUACGAGCCACCCGAGGACGACAUUCUGCGCCCAGCCAGACUGCGAAAUGAUCUUCAAGGCAAAUCAAGCCGAUGCGAACAAAGAUAUCGGCAGCGAAAUAAACUGUUCUUGCGGCGAAGCACUCUGUUCCCGAUGCGGGGAGACCUGGCACAGUCCAGUGAAAUGCAGUCUUUUGAAAAAAUGGCGGAGAAAGUGCGAAGAUGACUCGGAAACAUUCAACUGGAUACAUGCAAAUACAAAGGACUGUCCAAAAUGUCACACAACAAUCGAAAAAGACGGUGGAUGCAAUCAUGUUGUUUGUAAAAGCCCUUCCUGUAAAUACGAGUUCUGCUGGGUAUGCCUGGGAAACUGGGACAAGCAUGGCUCCUCUUUCUAUAAUUGUAACCGCUACAAUGAAGAGAAAGAUACGAUGAAGGAAAGCCAAGAGCGCUCGAGGCAGAAUCUCAACAGAUAUGUUCACUAUUACAACAGACAGAAAAACCACGAAGAGUCGAUCAACCUCGAGCACAAACUCAAAGCAACGGUCAACGAAAAGAUCCACGAACUGAUGACGAGAGACAUGUCCUGGGUGGAAGUAGAAUUCUUGAACACGGCAGUGGAUAUUUUACGCUCCUCGAGAAGGUGUUUGAUGUUCAGUUAUGUUUUUGCUUUUUACCUGAAGAAGACCAACUCGGCUGAAAUUUUUGAGGACAAUCAGGGUGAUCUGGAAGGGGCGACAGAAGAUCUUUCGGGCUUUCUCGAGCGGCGCUUGCCCUCUUCGUCGGAAGAAAUCGGAGAAGUCAAGCGACGCGUGCAAGAUAAAGCGAGAUAUUGUCAUGAGCGAUCAAAACGAUUGAUAGAACAUGUAUUCGAAGGCUAUUCAAACGACUCGUGGCAGUACACUGAUAAAUACUACUAA
This is a messenger RNA of Oikopleura dioica, 3186 nucleotides long. NCBI's taxonomy places the organism in Eukaryota, Metazoa, Chordata, Appendicularia, Copelata, Oikopleuridae. The record is from the annotation of a GenBank genome assembly.